Molecule: messenger RNA, 4217 nt
Organism: Bacillus rossius redtenbacheri
Lineage: Eukaryota; Metazoa; Arthropoda; Insecta; Phasmatodea; Bacillidae
Product: endothelin-converting enzyme 2-like
Exons: 18
Coding region: 214-3879 (1221 amino acids)
Biological process (GO): protein processing
Cellular component (GO): plasma membrane
Molecular function (GO): metalloendopeptidase activity
Source: RefSeq, a predicted model, not a curated record
GCAGAGAUUAGAUUGCGGCGUGGUCAGCCGCCGCUGCGGCGUCCCCGGCCGGCGAACACCGAGCCCAGUGGUUCUGCCGCACGUGAGAGGGCGACUCGAUCUGUCAGGUGGGUCGAUAGUUGGUGCAGUCAGGGUUUUAAAAAAUAAUAAAUGAAUCAAAGCAACAACUAACUGCGAAAAGAACCCGCUGCACGGAACGCCAGACCAGACAAGAUGGCGGCCAAGGGCGAAUACACAGUGCAGCCGCCAUCGCCACCCGCCAAGGACCACUCCAUGCGCAUGUGCGUCAUGACACUGCUGGUGUUCUUCUUCAUCUGCAUAGUUCUGCUCCUCAUUCCUCUGCUGCUGAAGAAUCACUCUCAGUCGAAGGGAGCUGAUGAUGUCACCGCAUCUCAACUAGAUGGGACCGUGAAUAAUCAUCCAACGGUUCCUCCAGUGACAGAAGAACCACAUAAAACAGCCACCUCGCGAAUAACACAUAUUUUGAAAACAUUCACAAUGCCGGCAAAACUUUCAACACUAAUAUCAACUUCUGCCGAGACUGAGCCUCGAAUGAUCUCCCUUCAGACACAACCAACUGUAAAGAAUUUUGGCCCAGCUUUACAAACUGUAUCAGUUGCAAUUACAUAUUCAGCAACAAACAGUCAAAUAACUCUACAUUCUUCUCCUACAAUAGCUGGUCCUACUGUGCCCUUACAUGUUUUAUUACAAACACAGGCAAAAUCGACGUAUUUGAGCUCAUCCAAAAAAACACCUUCUCUAGAGCACAUACCUACAACACCCAGCAGUACCCCUAAUCUACUGUCAACAUCUGUAGUAAAUGACCAAACUUUGCCUAAGGAUGUCUUGUCUCAAACACAUGCCGAUACAAAAGAUAAUAGUUCAUUUUCACUAACGGCCUCUGUCGUCUAUACAUCUACCACGCCGAGCAGGCCCACGAUAAGUAAGAACCCCACAAGCACUGCUCAGACCACGCUCCAGGGCACAUUCUCUAAAACACAGACAGCAGAGAUGAGCUCGUAUGAACAAACACCCUCUGUUGCGGUCAAACCUUCAACGUCUAAAAGUCCAAGUCUAAACUCGUCUUUUACGAUGACUGAUCACACUACGUCUCAAGGUACACCUUCACAAACAAAGGAAACAGAGUUGAGCUCGUACAAACAAUCACCUCCAAUUACGUUUACACCUCCAAAACAUAGCAGUCCACAAGUUAUUCAUUCGUCCUCUACAAUGACUGGUCUGACUAUGCCUCAAAAUAUUUCUUCUAAGCCACAUGAAAAUGCAAACGAUUCGAACCUAGUGAAACAAUUAUCCACUGUUGCUCACGCAUCUCCAACACCAAGCAGCUCAACGACAUUAAGUACGCCUUCUGCAGUGACUGUCCCGAUUGUGGCCCACAAAAUCGGAUCACACAAGAAAGAAAAUAUAACCGAUUCGAGCUCAACUUCACAAACGCCUUAUGCUGCUAAUUCAUCUUCAACACCAAGCAGCCCAACGACAUUAAGUACGCCUUCUGCAGUGACUGUCCCGAUUGUGGCCCACAAAAUCGGGUCUCACAAGAAGGAAAAUACAACCGAUUCGAGCUCAACUUCACAAACGCCUUUUGCUGCUAAAUCAUCUUCAACACCGAGCACUCUAUUGACACAGAAUACUUCUUUUACAACGACUUCCCAAACUAAGCUUCAGGGUAUGUUUUCCCAAACACAGGCAACAACGUUUUCCAGCUCCCCUUCAGGAAUUGUGUCUUCGCCUUCAAGUACCUUAGGCGAGGUGUGCGGCUCGGGAGAGUGCAAGAACCUCGCCUCGCGGCUGCUGGUGCUGAUGAACCACGCCGCGGAGAAGUGCGACGACUACUACGAGUACGCCUGCGGCGGACUGCGCGAGAACGAGCGCCUCCUGGAGGACGACCUCGAGGCCCUCGCCAUGGACAGAAUAACUGAACAACUGCAUCAGUUGGAAAAUGGUGUAACCAAUGAUACUAAAGAAACCUAUCCAUUCUACAAGUACUACCUAAGUUGCAUCAAUUAUUAUGAAGAUUUCAAUGAAAAGAAGAGACUGGAAAAAGCCAAAUCAUUUAUGGAUAGCAUAACCCGUUUCUACAGGCAUGAAGAAUGGAAAACGACUGAUUCAAAAGUGCUUACUGAGAUUAUCUACAACCUUACAACCCAUCAUAGCACGCCGCUGUUCGACGUGCUGCUGGACGUGGACACUGCUGACACCUCGCGGUUCGGCCUGAAGCUGACGGCCGCCGCGGCGCCCCUCGUGUUCGCGAGCCUCGAGGCCCGCUGCUCGCCCGCGGCGGCCAGCGACUCUGACCUGCUGGAUCUGCGCCGGGUGUACGCGGAGCACAGGCGCUGCCUGGAGGAACAACAAAAAUAUUACUAUGAUGAGGUGACAGAGGCUGUGACAGAACUGGGUGUCGAGACUGCACAGGUGGAAGAACUCGUUAACGACACCAGAAAAAUUAGAACAUUGUGGUCAAAGCAUAUGGUUAGCCCUACCGUCUCUCAGUAUGAACAGCUAUCAAGAAAGUUCGAAAUCAAGACUGUCAACGAAUUAAAAGCAGAAAUAAGUUUGAUUGACUGGGAACUCCUUUUCAGUUUGCUGCUAAACUCGACCAUUGAUGGAAAUACACGUGUUCAAGUGUAUUUUUAUGAAAAUUUAAAAAAUUUCUUUACCAGUGAACCGGACAUGAGCGUGGCCCUGCACAACGCCCUGGUGGGCUCGCUCGCGCGGGACAUCCACGCCAGCCUCGUGAGGCCGGCGGGCGCGCCGCAGGACCGCGGCGGCCACUGCCUGCGGCUCGCCGGCUCGCUGCUCGAGGAGUUCUCCUCGGCGCUCUACCUGCUCUCCUUCCCCGAGCAGCAGCUGCAGGACCUGGCCGCGGAGCUGCGCGAGCUGUUCCUGCUGCUGAGGGCCACCCUGCGCGAGCGCGCCGGCGCCUCCACGGUCCUGGGGGACGCCUCCAAGGCGGCCGUGGCCCGCAAGCUAGACGCCAUGCGGCUCGUCGUUCCCGAGGCGCGCACCAGCCCCGACUUCCUGCGCCGCCGGCUGGAAGGAGUCGGCGUGGUUAUUGAUGAAAAAGACUUCUUCAACAACACAAUAGCACUUCUCAAGAGAUAUCGCAGUCUACUGUAUUCAGAAUAUGACAAGAACCCCAGUGAAUUUGAACAAAUAUGGACGCAUUUUGUUUUACCAUACCAAUCAGAAGGAGUCUCCAUUUAUGGUUUGAACACCGUAGCGGUGCCGCUCGGCGUCGCGGCCCGCCUCCGAGACUUCCACCUGCGCGGGCCGCAGUACAUGAGGUACGCCCUCCUAGGCGCCGCCAUGGGGCGACUGUUCACCCGCCACUUCGCCGCCGCCGGUGUGAAGUACGAUGAGCACGGGCGGUAUGACGCAGAGAAUCCUCUCAUAAGCGUGGAUGAGUUUGCGAUAUGGAAUGAGACCUAUCUUGUGGAACCAUCUGUGAUGUGGGCUCUACCUGACGGACGCAACGUCACAGUUAUGCUGGACGACGACUUGAGGAACCUGUGGCUGGACGAGCUGAUAGCCGACCAGAGCGGGCUGAAGCUGGCGCUGGAGACGUACAGGCGGCUGAACCUCUCCGAGUCGGACCAGGUCCUGCCCUGGCUGGGCAUGGACGCCACGGAGCUGUUCUUCCUGUCGGCGGCGCAGGUGUUCUGUACGAAAGCAACUAUUCUCGACAGCGCCGUUGAGUUGUUUGAAAACGAACAUCUACCAUCUCAUGCAAGAGUCAAUUUCUUCAUAUCCAACUCCUACGAUUUUGAAGACAAGACGUGUUCGCGGGGAACCAAAAUGAAUCCAAACUUCAGCGUCAAAGCCGUCCCUUUCCCGGAGGAACAAAAAAAUGAACAGUGAGCUGAGACAGCGGGGUAACAAGAUAAUGUGAACUAGGACUCACAGGAUGCAAGAAAUGCCCUCUUUCCCCUAUCGCUGCCUUCAAGGUUCAGUCAUGAGGAAAAUUCACUAGAUUAAAGAAUUAAUAUAUUUUGCUUGCACAGAAAGUUGACAUUGUUCUGAAGAUAUAUCUAUCAUUCAACUGAUUUGCUUGUGAUUGUGGUAGUCACGAGUAAAUACUGAGAGAUAUUUGAACAGUGUCUACUGAGAAACAAUUCUGAACAGUAAUUAUGAAAUGUUGUUGUUGUACAUAUAAUUUUGUAGUCACAGUCAUUUUUAAUAAAACUUAAUGAACCCUG